AUAAAUAUGUACACACCGCUUUUCUGUUUUUGAUUUCUUUGAAACAGGUUAUUUUUUUAAUUUCACUUCACCAAUUUGGACUAUUUUGUGUAUGUCCAUUACAUGAAAUCCAAAGAAAAAUCCAUUUAAAUUACAGGUUGUAAUGCAACAAAAUAGGAAAAAUUCUAAGGGGGUUAAUACUUUUGCAAGGCACUGUAUCAGACUCAAGUUACAAAUGCUAGUGAACACGCAAAUACAUUUAGUAAAAAAAAAUCACAUGUAGUGCACUGGGCCUUUACUCGUCCUGUAUUAGAGGAUCAAGAAAUACAUAUUCAGCACAGGUACUUUUUUUUGCCGGAUUGCAGCACCCCCUCCCCAAACUACUUCCCGCGGCGCAUGAACUUCAUAAAAAAACGUGCCUCUAGCAAGAUGGAGUGCCCUACAUUUUCUUUAUCCUGAAGGGACUCGCUUCCGCAAUCCGUAUGCAAACACAGUAGCCUAAUGUCAAGUGGAAGCAAUGUUGCAACAACGAUCGUUUUGCACAGCAGGUGCCUGUCCGAAGAAAAUAUUUAAUAUUUAAUAUUGGGAUAGUAGUGAUUAUAGUAUUCUGAAGCUUUUCUCCUGUAUAGCAAUAACAAACUCAAGCUUUAUUUUAUAACAAAAACAAGGUAGGCUACUGGUAUGUUUCACUGUGAGGUCUUUGCCUCUGGCUACAUUGUUGACCUUCAGGAUGGACCUAAAAGAAAAGACAGCUGCCAUAUUGAAGCAAUAUGAAGUCGGGAGCAGAUUCUCGUACUUGCCGGUCUUGCCCAAAGCAUCGGUGUUGAUACCGCUGUUUGUGAGGGACGGAGAGGUCCACAUGCUGAUGACUCUACGCUCCCAAGAGCUGAGGACCAACGCAGGCGAGGUGUGUUUCCCAGGUGGGAAGAGGGACCCGAGGGACAGGGAUGACGUGGACACGGCUCUGAGAGAGGCAGAGGAGGAGAUAGGCCUUCCUCCUGACCAGGUGGAUGUGGUCUGCACACUCUUCCCCAUUAUGAACAAGAGUGGUCUGUUGGUGACUCCAGUGGUGGGGUUCAUUGAGGCCUCAUUCUCUCCUCGCCCAAACCCAGCCGAGGUCAGCGCUGUGUUCACUGUCCCUCUGGAGUUCUUCACUAGAGCGAUAGACCACUCAUCCUACAGCGCGACUGGAAAUGCUGGCUUGCUCCACAGUUUCCAGUUUCCAGACCCUGAAUCAGGCAGCCACUAUCAGAUAUGGGGCCUGACUGCCAUUUUGGCUAUACUGGUCUCUGUCCUAGCCCUCGGAAAAAAGCCUGAGUUUGAGACCGGUUUUGAUUCUGAUGACCCGGUAUCUUUCUUCCAACACAAUCUGAACAAGAGGAUCAGUAAACUAUGACAUAUAUCAAUGUUUAAAAUUUUCCAUUUUUUUAACCAGAUAAUUAUAUAAUGCAAUGUAAUGAUGGAGAGAACAUAUUUUUCCCUAAAAUGUUGUAACUGUAAAUGUGGAAUCAUGUGCAAUACCUACAUUCUUUACAAAAAAAUGUAUUUUAUUUUUACUUUGAAUGUAAUUUGUGAAUAUUGUAUAUUGACGACAAUAAAAAAGUAUGCUAUUACAGUUAAAUCGAUAAA
Molecule: messenger RNA, 1608 nt
Organism: Oncorhynchus keta (chum salmon)
Lineage: Eukaryota; Metazoa; Chordata; Actinopteri; Salmoniformes; Salmonidae
Gene: nudt7
Product: nudix (nucleoside diphosphate linked moiety X)-type motif 7
Exons: 4
Coding region: 710-1375 (221 amino acids)
Biological process (GO): coenzyme A catabolic process
Molecular function (GO): coenzyme A diphosphatase activity; acetyl-CoA hydrolase activity
Source: RefSeq, a predicted model, not a curated record